UAAUUGUAGACAGAGAGUUUUACUAAAGAUACAGAUCUGUGGUAGUGCACAGUCUAUGUACUUUCUAAGACCUUCGUGACAUGACAUCAUUUGUACAAAAACCUCUGACUCAUGAAUAGCUCAGCAGAGUUAGAUAACGUUUGCUAUAGCUGUACUUCUUACAAACUAAAUAGCGAAUUAUUUCUAGCUAAUUAUUUGUGGCUCUUUCAAAACAAGUUUUUAACGAAGACGUGAUACCCUGACUACCAUAUGGAAAUGUCUCCUGUGCAGCCUACAUAAGGAUGAUGAAGAAUCACGAAGAAGAUGAGUUUGUUGCAGUGCGCGUCCAAGACCCUCGGGUUCAGAAUGAAGGCUCUUGGAACUCGUACGUGGACUUCAAGAUAUUCCUUCACACCAACAGCAAGUCCUUUACUGCCAAGACGUCCUGUGUGCGCCGGCGCUACAGUGAGUUUGUCUGGCUCAAGAAGAGGAUGCAGAAAAACACUGGCUUGGUACCUGUCCCAGACCUGCCCAACAAGUCCUUCUUCUCCUUCAGUGGUGAGGACUUCCUGGAGAAGAGGAGGAAAGGCCUGCAGUCUUUCCUGGACAAAGUGUGCAGCAUGACAGUGUGUCUGUCAGACAGCCAGCUCCACCUCUUCCUGCAAACCCAACUGCCGGUUGGUCACAUCCUAGACUGUGUGCAGGGCCACACCCCCUACACUGUGACAGAGGCCAUCCUCACCUAUGCCUCGUCCAAUCAGGGCUGGGUUCAGGAAGAGGACUCGACCCAGGAGCCUAGUCUCACUCCAGUUUCUUAUGAGUCCAUGGAGAGCCCUGCUCCUCAUCUACCUACCCUGCAAUGUCAAAAGCCCCUGAGCCCUGUGAACCUCGCCUCCAGUGAGCCAGAGGGCCUACGGACUGAGAAGUUCCUAUCUAACGCCGAAGACAUAGACACUGUGGAAACCCCAGAGGUCACCCAGGAGGACCGCAAUGUAGUCCAGGCAGAGGCCAUCCUGGAGAUACAAAGCCCAGUGGAGACUAUCUUUAAGUGGGACAGCCAUGAAGAAUCUACUCCAGAGAGGCUCGACCAUGAGGCGAUGAUCCACCACCAAGGGGAUUGUCAACUGCAGACACCUGUGGAAGUGCACUGUGAAAAGGACACAGGCUUGGAGGAGGAGUGUGUAGUGGAGGUGACGACUGAGAGGGUCAUUGAGGAGGUGAGCCAUGCUGACAUAACUACAGAGACAAUCCCUCCCAAACAGAGUAGCCUAGACCCAGAUAGCCACGAGGAACUGAUCCACCAAGGGGAAUGUAAACAGCGGACACCUGAGGAAGAGGCCACAGGCCUGGGGAAGGAGUGUGUAUCAGAAGAGGCCAAUACUGACACGACUACAGAGACAAUCCCUCCCACACAGUGUAGCCCAGAGCUAGACAUCCAUGAGGAAACUCCUCGAGAUGGAGAUAGCCUAAGGGAGACAGUUCUAGAGGACCUUAGCCUUGCGGAGGAAGCUCAAGAAAGCCUCAGUCAUGAGAAGACAACCUCGGAAGGGGACAGCAACAAAGACACAGUAACAGCCAUUGAGCUGGGCAGCCAAGGGCACGUGGAUGAGAUUAAAUCCCAUAUAGAGAUCAGCCUAGAGGAAGAGUGUCAUGAGAUCACAUCAGAAGAGGUGGAACGUGUUGAUGACUCAACCCAAAAGGUAGAAAGUGGAGAUGAGACACCCCAGAAGAAGAAGGCUCCCUUGGACAUUCAACAAGUAGAUGAUCAGCUGGACACAACCCAAGAGGUUGAGAUUGAUGAGGAAAUGAAUGGAAAGGAUGGGGAGAGUCUUGGGGAUGGGACAACAACAUCCGAUGGGAGUAGCCAUAAGGAGAGCGACAACCAGGAUUCUGCCAAUAACGACAAUGCGAUACAAGAGACGAAUGGCUACAUGGAGACAGCUCCCGAGAAGGAAAAUCACCAAACAGACUGCACAGAGGCAGAAAAAGCCUGCAACAACCCAGACACUGUAAUUCCCGAAACUAACCGAGGUCCCACACAUGAUGAAAUCACACCUGAGGUACCCAAUGCUCAGGGGACCAAUGGUGUCAAAGUUCGAGAGGACAGGGAUAUUUUGUACAUGGUCAACAGUUGCUCUGCGAAAACCCUAGACAAUGAAUCUUCAGAGCUAGUGGGUGAUGGAGUUGAGAUAAAGGACGUGAGAAUCCAAGAGAGCAGUCAUCUGGAGUCUGAGGGCUACUGUACGGAGCAGGACAUCUCAUUAGCCCAGGAGGGUCAUACUGAGGCCUCAGAAGUGAGCCAGGAAUGGGAAGCCCAUGGCUUCACUGCUGCUACAAACCAGACUGUGAGCCCAGAGAUGGAGCCCUAGAUAUUAGGCUGCUGCAUGCACUCUGAACCUGAACAAUGGAUAGUGGGAUGUCUUCUGCCAAAGAAAUAACCAGUCUCUCACUCACCCUGCACGCCUAUUCUCACACUCCAGCUGAGCUCUGCUUUGCUUGCGUUGAUGAACUUCCACUGUUGGGCAGCAGAGAGUGCUCAAAGUCACAGUAAUACCUGAGUCUAUGGGUGAGAACCUCCCCAAGCUGACAAGCCCAGUGUAUCACGCUUCGUAUUUGAUCAUUGACUCUCAAGUCUGGCACUUUCAUGUGUUCCUCUGUAUACCCUGUGAACUUGGGCCUAUAAGGGUAUUAGUCCAUUUUACUCAACCGGCUGUAGUGCCCCAAUGGCAUUAAUGUGACAAUUAUUUUGUCCGUUAAUCCACAUGCCUUAACGCUGUAUGCUUGACUAUGGGGGGCGAACGUGUCCCAACCUGCCCCAAGUCCCUCUGAUGCAUGUGCCCGUCUGAACACCUGCCUUGAUGAAGCAAAACUUCCUUCAACUGAACAGCAGCAAAACCGAGGCCCUGCUUGUUGGCACCCACUAUCAGGUCCAGCACUCACCAAUAACACCCCUCACCAUAGCAGGACAGAACACGCCUCUCUCCCCCUGAGUUUCCAGUCUGGGUGUAAAGCUUGAUUCCUCCCUGACCUUUGACAACCACAUCAAACAACCGCGUAAAGCGUCAUUCUAUCUCCUCAAGGCUGGACUACCUCAACACACUCUUCAUCGGGAACCCAGGCAGGAGUCUCCAGAAGCUCCAGUACAUCCAGAACAGAGUUUCCAGGAUCGAAAACGCCAUCACAUCAACCCCAUCCCGGCAUCUCUGCACUGGCUCCCCGUCUCAUUACGGAUUGAAUACAAAACCCUCCUGCGGACAUUCCAGUCAGUGUGUUCAUGGCAAUGCCCCUCCUUAUCUAAAAUAACUACUCUCCCUCCAUAGCCUCACCUGCACCCUUAGGACAAGCGACUCCACGCACCCAGGACCAAGCUCAGCUCCUUGGGGGAUCAGACUUUCAGCUCGACCGCCCCCAGCCUCUGGAAUGCCCUCCCGGACCACCUGAAGGCACCACAGACUCUAGGCUCCUUUAAAAUGGGCCUAAAGACCUUUCUCUUUAGGAAGACUUUUAAAUCAAAUUUUUUUUGUCACAUGGUUCGUUAACAACAAGUGUAGACUAACAGUGAAAUGCUUACUUACGGGUCCUUUUCCAACAAUGCAAAGUUAGAUAAAGAAAGCUGGGCUUGUCCUUGUCCCUUGUAGCGUCAGCUGUGUUCUUUGUGUCAGUUGCCCGGUCUAGUUGUCCCAAAAAACGUUUUUAUAUUUGUUCUAAAAUUUAUUUGAUGCACUUUGAGAUUAUUCUGUAUAAUGAAAAGUGCUUUACAAAUGUAAUUUAUUAUUAUUGUGUGAUCCAUAACUGUCGCAGUUAAGUCGUGAUUAUGAAUUUGGAGUCCGUGAAAGUUUUGCAAGACACGACUUAUCUUGCAAUCAACUUUGACUGCGUUUAAUGAAUAACUUACAGCAAACAGUGUCAUCCUGCAUGCAUUCCCGUUGCUGUUGUGGGUGGUUUCUUGGUUCAACUUGAAUAAACAGGGAUGAGGGUCGUUCCACCUCAAAAAGCACAAGUAAGAGGAUUUCGACACCCACCAUCUCAGAUUGUGCCGUAAUCGUUUAUGUAGUUACAAACGGAUAAGAUUAGCGUUCCUGAAACAUUAUUUUGCUUAAAUAUAAUUUGAUAUCUGAGAAAUUAAAGGCCCAAUGCAGUCGUGUUUAUCUCGGUAUCAAAUAUUUUCUGGGUAACAAUUAAGUACCUUCCUGUGAUUUGUUUAUUUUUGAACAUUUUAAUUUUAAACAAAAAAGCUCCUUAGCAAAGAGACAUUUCUCAAGCAAGAAUUUGGAGAGUAGACCCAGUGGGGAGGGGAAAACUAGCUGUUAUUGGCAGAGAUGUUUGGAACUAUUUCUUAUUGGUCUAUUAACUUAAUUACCGCCUGGUGACGUCACCAAGCAGGCCAAAACUCCAUCCCAGGCAGAAAUUUCAGGUAGUCUUUUCAAACAGCUCUUACACUAAAAGGCCAUUAUCAUUUUCCGUCUUCUUCCAAAGUCAUAGUGUAUUAUUCUAACCUCAUAUAUUUCACUGCACUGGGACUCUAAUUGAUUGCACCCAAAUUGGCCAUUUUAAUUUAUUGGAUUUAUAUAUCAUCGUCAAUAAAUAUAGUACCUAACAUCCGAUUUGGACCAUAAUUCCUCCUAACAAUGAGUAAGACAUGAGGAAUCCAAUAAAAUGAUCACAAGCCUCCCACGGACCUAGCCUUGCAAAGCCGCCGGAUCCCGCAAGCUUACAUUUAAACGUUGUAUGGAUAUGUAUGUUCACUGUAAGCUUGAGGGAUCAGGACCCCCCCCCCCCCCCCACAACAAGUAAUGUUCCAAGCUGCUUGUCAGACAUAACUGAUACUGGUUGUUGGGGUGAGACUGGUGGCUUUUGACCACUUUAUUGGAUUCUUCCUGUCUUGCAUAAUGGUAGGAAGAAGUUUGGUUCAAAUUGGAUGUUGUACUAUAUUUGUUGAAUAUGAUGUGAAUCCUAAAAAUGUUAAGGGACAAUUUGGGUGCAAUCAAUUGGCUUACUUUGUCAGAGCAAACUACAUUUCAACAAAAUAAUGUUGCAGGAAUGCUAAUCUUAUCUGUUUUCUAAUUACAGAAACUAUUUCAGAACAAUCUGAGAUGGUGGGUGUCAUGGCUUGUCAUGUUAGCCAAUUGAGCCGAAGGCUGCAUGGACACUAGCUUUACUAGGCUGUCUGUUCUCGGGGCGGAGUUAGUUACAGUAUAGGUAUAGUAAACGGUACUCAACACUGGUAUCUUUGUAAAUUGUCAACAUGUUACACCAAUGCAGUCAUAGCUAACAUAUGCUUCACUGGGAUACUUCAUUAUUUUAUUUCAAGAUGAGCUGUUUGUAUUUUUCCAACACUGAGAAAAGGGACUAUUUAUGUUUUGUGUGGGUAGACAACUACAUUAGAUAUAAUUGGUCAUGAUACUUGUAGUGCAUUUGAAAUUAUGACAGGAUCACUGUUCUACCGGGUGUGUGAAACAUGAUGUGGGGUGGACUACUAGAGGAAGCAUAGAGUGCAGAUUUAACUAUAGCCAACCUUCUGUUAGACCACAUUGUCUGGUAACAUUUCUGGUAUCAUGCUUCCCUAGAUUCUUUCAUCUGGCUAUGUUUGUUCUCAUAUUCUGCAUUUUAACAGGUGCAUUAGUUAUUUUAAGUGGUAGAUGGUUCCCGGACACACGGUUUUAGAUUUUCAAUGUUAUGUAUUUUAGACACAUGGAUUUACAAGGGCAAUAUUAUACCAAUCCUCUAAAAUGACAACAACAACCUAGGAAAGCACCUGUUGACAAUGUUUUAUUUUUAAUAUCAUUUUAAUUGGAAAUAAAAUGAUAGUUCCCCCCCACCACCCAAACUUUGCAUCCAUGAGUCUAUUUUAAUGCAUGACAUUUGUCAGACUUGGACAGUCAAGCAAGUUCAUAUCUAACAGAAAAUAUAUUUUUACAAGCGCAACAAUCAAAACAAUGAUUUAAUAUUAUUCAUUAUCAUGUAUUCCAAUUUAAAUGAAACAAGAGUGGCGCAAUCCUGACCCCUUGUGGCUUACAUGUUUCAUGUCGGCAUCAAAAGAACAAGCACUUUUGCCUUCCUUCAGACACCAGGCUGUUGGAGGCACAAGUUGGUAUGCAUUACAGUGUAGUAGUACUCAAGACCGAUCUAGAGACCACAUAUUGAGUGUCUCGGGAUCUGAGACAUUUUUAAUCGGUCUCGGACAAUGAAUACUCGCUAUUUCUUCCCGAGACCAGCGGAGUAAACAAAAAUCAUACAGUAAUUAUCAGUCAGCUUAUAAUAUCGCUUCGCCAGGCCGAAUACAUUGCAUUCGUAAAAUAUUCAGGCCCCUUGACUUUUUCCACAUUUUGCUAUGUUACAGCUUUAUUCUAAAAUCGAUUUAAAUAUUUGUUUUUACACACAACCCAUAAUGACAAAGCAAAAACAGGUUUUUAGAAAUGGUUGCAAAUGUACUAAAUAGAAAAUGGAAAUAUCACAUUUACUUAGGUAUUCAGACCCUUUACUCAGUACAUUGUUGAAGCACCUUUGGCAGUGAUUACAGCCUUGAAUCUCUAGGAAUAGUCUUGGUGGUUUCAAACUUCUUUCAUUUAAGAAUGAUGGAAACCACUGUGUUCUUGGGGACCUUCAAUGCUGCAGAAAUGUUUUUGUACCCUUCUCAAGAUCUGUGCCUCGACACCAUCCUGUCUCACAAUCCAAUUCGACCUCAUGGCUUGGUUUUUGUGCUGACAUUCUCUGUCAACUGUUGGACCUUAUAGAGACGGGUGUAUACCUUUCCAAAUCAUAUCCAACCAAUCUAAUUUACUACAGGUGCACUCCAAGUUGUAGAAACAUCUCAAGGAUAAUCAAUGGAAACAGAUUGCACCUGAGCUCAAUUUCGAGUCUCAUAGCAAUGGGUCUGAAUACGUAUGUAAACUAGUACAUCAUAAAUUAUAAACCUACAAUAGUCUACACCAUCUCAAUUUUAAUCUCAAAGUGCGGUUGGCAAGUAUCAUUUACAAUAGAUACAACAAACAAAGUACUGUUAGGCAACCUUAUGACUAAAUGCAAAUGGAAAAUAAAAAAUAAAUAAAUGCGUUGAACAAAAAGUAUGAAUGCUCUAAGUACAUUUUGCACGAUGAAAAUACAUUUCCAUAUUAUUUUUUAAUUAGGGUUAGGGCCGAGUGUCUGCAGAUUUUUGCUCCACCCUUGUACUUGAUUGAUGAAUUAAGGUCACUAAUUAGUAAGGAACUCCCCUCACCUGGUUGUCCAGGUCUAAAACAAAAACCCGCAGACACUCGGCCCUUUGUGGAAUGAAUUUUACAUCCCUGGGAAAGGGUUAGCGAACAUGCUAAAUAGUUGCAAAGUAGCAAGUAGUUGAAAAGUUGCGAAUUAGCUAAAAUGCUGAAGUUGUCCGUGAUGAGAUUCAAAAACAGUUUGCGUUAUAUACGACCAACCACCCUCCUCAUCGUUUUUGCCUUAAGUAACCUGUUUUUUCUAACUAUACCAGACAUAACAUACAUAUGAGUAUCUUGGUGGAUUUUACGUUUACUAAGUACUAUGAGACCAGGCUGCCUACAUGGAGCUCAAUGGUAUUGAGGUCGCUGUCCUUUCAGCAUCAUGAGCCUGUCAUACACAUCAUUUGACGUGUCACUUGUCUUUUUUGGUGAUUGUGUGAUAUUCCGUGUUCAAGUGCUAUUCGAAACUAGGAACCUCUGAAAUUUCCGACUUGCAAACUGGUUGUAGUUACGGUAUACACAUGCCGCGUUCAACGAGUCAGCAAGUCUGAAAUGUACAAGUUUCUUAUCUCAGUGUGAGUGGCAGUCUGAAGUUUGGCUCAGUCGCAGGCCUGUUCAGCACAUUAAGUGAUGCUAUGUUUCUGUUCUUUCUCUUGUUUGAGUUUGGUACAACAUCUUGGAAUAUUUUUUCGCCCAACUGAAGGCCUAGGUUCAAUAUCCACGGUUCGCCACCGCGCAAACAUGUCGAAUAGAUAUAAAGACUGCUCUUACUAUCCUCCCCCGUCUCCCCUUACUAAUAGUGAGCGUGCAACUUUCAAAGAAUCACCCCACUCUUCCCUACCAGCAAAUCAAGAUUUUGACGAGCACGACAAAGUUUGAGCAUAUUUUUAAAUGAAAGUAAAGAACUAAUGUUACGACUAAAGUUGGAUGCCCAAGUUUCAAUAGUCGAUAACAUAUUAAUGUUUCAUGAAAUACGUGUAUAUUCAGUGCAUUCGGAAAGUAUUCAGAGCCCUUCCAUUUUUCCACAUUUUGUUACGUUACAGCCUUAUUCUAAAAUGUAUUAAAUACAUUUAUUCCUCAUAAAUCUACACUUACAAUACCCCAUAAUGACAAAGCGAAAACAGGGUUAGAAAUUUUUGCUAAUAAAAAAUAAAAAACAUACCUUAUUUUGAAAAGGCACAGAAACCUAAGUGUGAAUGUUUAUUUUCGAACACUAUAGUUGUGGCUGCCCAUAAGGGUAUAGAAUCAUAUUGUAUACUGAACAAAAAUAUAAACGCAACAUGUAGUGUUGGUUUCAUGAGCUGAAAAAAAAAAAAGAUCCCAGAAAUGUUCCAUAUGAACAAAAAGCUUAUUUCUCUUAAAUUGUGCAGACAAAUUGGUUUACAUCCCUGUCAGUGAACAUUUCUCAUUUGCCAAGAUAAUCCUUCCACCUUACAGGUGUGGCAUAUCAAGAAGAUGAUUAAACAGCAUGAUCAUUACACAGGUGCACCUUGUGCUCAGGACAAUUAAGGCCACUCUAGAAUGUGCGGUUUUGUCAUAGCACAAUGCCACAGAUGUCUCAAGUUUUGAGGGAGUGGGCAAUUGGCAUGCUGACUGCAAGAAUGUCCACUAGAGCUCUUGUCAGAGAACUGAAUAUUCAUUUCUCUAACAUAAGCCACCUCCAAUGUCGUUUUAGAGAAUUUGGCAGUAUGUCCAACUGGCCUCAUGACAGUAGACCACGUAUAACCACGCCAGCCUAGGACAUCCACAUACGGCUUCUUCACCUGCGGGAUCGUCUGAGACCAACCACUGAUGAAAUUUAUAUCUGUAAUGAAGCCCUUUUGUGGGGGGAAAACUAAUUCUGAUUCGCUGGGCCUGGCUCCCCAGUGGUUGGGCCUAGGUCCAGUCAUGUAAUCCAUAAAUUAGGGCCUAAUGAAUUUAAUGACUGAUUUCCUGAUAUGAACUGUAACUCAGUAAAAUCGUUGAAAUUGU
Salvelinus fontinalis (brook trout) is the source of this 9143-nucleotide messenger RNA. RefSeq lists its product as uncharacterized. Gene Ontology annotation, molecular function: phosphatidylinositol binding. The record is from RefSeq and is a predicted model, not a curated record. NCBI's taxonomy places the organism in Eukaryota, Metazoa, Chordata, Actinopteri, Salmoniformes, Salmonidae. The coding region runs from base 282 to 2348 and encodes 688 amino acids. Gene Ontology annotation, biological process: intracellular protein transport. The transcript is spliced from 7 exons.